Owenia fusiformis is the source of this 2132-nucleotide messenger RNA. The record is from the annotation of a GenBank genome assembly. NCBI's taxonomy places the organism in Eukaryota, Metazoa, Annelida, Polychaeta, Sabellida, Oweniidae.
AUGAGACACCACAUACUAGGGGUGUACACAUGAACCUUGAACCCGGACAUACAAAUACAUACGUAUAAGAAAGGCCAAGAAAUGUAACAGAUAUAAUUUGAUGCAGCUAGUGUGAUCAUGUUAACAACACAGGCUAGAAACUACAGAGUUAAGAAAACUUAAUUUGAAUAGCAAGUGUAAAUAUUGACGAUAACAGACAAUGGCUACGCCUACCAGGCCAACAAAUACUAAACCAAGUGUUCAAAUCUCAGACACAGAAACUUGGGAGAAAUCCAAACGAUUCACAGUAUACAAAGUUGUAGUGACACAUGCAGGGAAGUCGUGGUUCAUAUUUCGACGCUAUAAUGAAUUCCAUAGUGUAUACGAGAAGUUAAAAAAGGCCUUCCCGGACGCUAAUCUACGUCUACCAGGAAAACGACUCUUUGGGAAUCUUGAUCCCGAUUUCAUAAAAGAAAGGAGAACCGGCCUGCAUGAAUUCAUUCAGACAAUUGUGAAUACGCAGGCAAUAUUGAGACUACCGGAGAUUCAGUUAUUCCUUGGUAUCAAUAACCCCAGGAGAAGUCUAGUGGACGAGGAUGAGACUGAGUCUGUAACUAAUAGUAACGAGAGCGCCCCAGUGAAUUUGGGCCCUACUGAAAAGACGCAUGCCAAACCGAGUGACUUCGAAUUUCUCAAGGUCAUUGGUAAGGGCAGUUUUGGCAAGGUGCUUCUUGCCAAACAUAAGCUAGAGGGCAAGGUUUACGCUAUCAAAGUACUCAACAAACAAGCCAUUAUGAAACGCAAUGAAGUGAAACAUAUCAUGGCUGAGCGAAACGUAUUGCUGAAAAAUAUCAAACAUCCGUUUCUUGUUGGCCUGCAUUACUCAUUCCAGACCCAAGACAAGCUCUAUUUUGUGCUGGAUUACGUAAAUGGAGGAGAGCUGUUCUUUCAUUUACAAAGAGAGCGAUAUUUUCCAGAGCCUCGUGCUAGAUUCUAUGCAGCGGAGAUGGCUAGUGCAAUCGGGUACCUCCAUGGUCUUAAUAUAAUCUACAGGGACUUAAAACCUGAGAAUAUUCUCCUUGAUUCACAAGGUCAUAUAGUGCUCACAGACUUUGGAUUGUGUAAGGAAGAUAUAGAAGGGUUAGGCACGACCUCUACUUUCUGUGGUACGCCUGAAUAUCUCGCCCCGGAAGUCCUGCGCAAACAGGCGUACGAUCGAACCGUAGACUGGUGGUGUCUUGGGGCGGUCCUUUAUGAAAUGAUGUAUGGCUUACCUCCAUUUUAUAGUAGAGAUACGGCUGAAAUGUAUGAUAAUAUUCUUUACAAGCCCCUGCGUCUUAGAACGAACAUUUCCGUGCCAGCCAGGGCUUUAUUAGAAGGACUUUUACAAAAAGAAAAAGGAAUGAGAAUGGGUGCUAAAGACGACUUUAACGAGAUAAAAAACCACGCGUUUUUUCUCAACAUCGAUUGGAAGGAUCUCGAUGAAAGAAAGCUGAGGACUCCAUAUAAUCCAAACGUAGCAGGACAAAUGGACCUAAAACAUUUUGACCCUGAGUUCGUGCGAGAACCAGUACCAGCGUCUGUUGGUAAGUCAACCAACAAUAAUCAGAUUAGUGCGAGCGUAUUAGAGGCUGAUGGGGUUUUUGAAGGCUUCUCAUACGUCCCUCCCGUAUUUGAUCACGAUGACUGACCAUAGUGGAUGCGUAAUAACACUGAUGUGCCAUCAAAACCUUCGGAUCUGAUGUUGAAUUCAGCCAAUAGGAUAUUUACGAAUGGAUCGCGAUCGUUGAUUUUAAAACGCACAGAAAUACUUUGGCGAUGUUCCUAAACAUUUUUAAACAGUUAUGCUUGUUUUCAAAACAGUCAUAAUAUUAUUUGUUUUAUUGUAUUAGAUAUCUAAAUAAAAAAAUAUGCAUGAGAUAAGCUGUGUUUGAAAAUCAUUUUCAAAUUACUAUUACAUGAGUUUGUAGCCAACUACGUGUAGAUCAUUCGAUCAUAUACGAGUGAAAAGAACAUACCACAUACUAGAUUAGUAAAAGUGUACUACUUUUAUCACAAAAAGAUCGAAAUGAACCAAUUUUGUGCUCUCUGCUGUUAUUCGUGACUGUGUACAUUUUCGAUUGCCAGACAGACAGAAUAGUCUGGGAAGGCGG